UUCAACAGAUCUCGCGCUCAGUCAGCAGCGACUCAGCAGAGGCACGAGGGGAACGUUUGAGGACACUUGACAGCUUUUCAGAGACUGCUAUGACAUCUCGCAGGUGGUUCCACCCCAACAUCACCGGAAUCGAGGCAGAGCAGCUCCUGUUGACCCGGGGCGUCCACGGCAGUUUCUUGGCCCGGCCCAGCAAGAGCAACCCAGGGGAUUUCACCCUCUCUGUCAGACGUAACGAUGAGGUGACCCACAUUAAGAUCCAGAACUCAGGUGACUACUACGACCUGUACGGAGGGGAGAAGUUCGCCACGUUGGCCGAGCUGGUGCAGUACUACACCGAGCAACAGGAUCUCCUGCGCGAGAGGAACGGCCAUGUCAUCGAGCUCAAGUACCCACUCAACUGCAAGGACCCCACAUCUGAGAGAUGGUACCACGGGCACCUCUCUGGGCGAGAUGCAGAGAAGCUGCUCACAGACAAAGGCAAGGCCGGGAGCUUCCUGGUUCGGGAGAGCCAAAGUAAACCGGGCGACUUCGUCCUCUCUGUUCUCACCAAUGAGGAGAAACAUGAGAACGUGGACCGCAAGACCAAGGUCACCCACGUUAUGAUACGCUACCAGCAGGACGGUAAAUACGACGUGGGCGGUGGAGAGAGGUUUGACACCCUCGCUGACCUGGUGGAUCACUACAAGAAGAACCCCAUGGUAGAGAAGAGCGGCAUCGUAGUGCACCUCAAACAGCCCUUUAAUGCCACGAGGAUAAACGCAGCCAACAUAGAGAACCGGGUACGAGAGCUCAACAAAGUAGCGGACAAUUCUGAGAAACCAAAACAAGGAUUCUGGGAAGAAUUUGAGGUACUUCAGCAGCAGGAGUGCAAACUGCUGUAUCCCCGGAAAGAAGGCCAGAAGCCAGAAAACAAGAGUAAAAACAGAUACAAGAAUAUCCUCCCCUUUGACACAACUCGGGUUGAAAUUACGGAAGCAGAUCCAGACAUUCUUGGUUCAGACUACAUCAAUGCCAACUACAUCAGAAGUAUGCAUGAAGAGGGGCGCCAUGUGCAGGAGGGCAAGGUCUUCAUCGCCACCCAAGGGUGCCUACAGAAUACAGUCAUCGACUUCUGGAAGAUGGUGUACCAGGAGAAUACACACGUCAUUGUCAUGACCACGAAAGAGAUGGAGCGAGGAAGGAACAAAUGUGUCCGUUACUGGCCUGACCCGCACACCACCAGGGAGUUCGGGAAGGUGCUGGUGAAGAACGUGGAGGAGCACUCAGCACAGGACUACAUCCUUAGGAAGCUGGAGGUGACCCGUCUGGACCGGAAGGAGCUCCCGAGGUAUAUCUGGCACUACCAGUAUCUAAGCUGGCCGGAUCACGGCGUGCCCAAUGAGCCCGGUGGUGUCCUUUGGUUUCUAGAGGAGGUCAACCGCACCCAGAGCACCAUUCCAGACACUGGACCCAUUGUUGUUCACUGCAGCGCCGGCAUCGGGAGGACAGGCACUAUUAUCGUCAUUGACAUCCUUAUUGAUAUUAUUAACCGCCAAGGACUGGACUGUGACAUUGACAUCCCUAAGACCAUCCAGAGGGUACGGCAGCAGAGGUCGGGUAUGGUGCAGACGGAGGCCCAGUAUAAGUUCAUCUACAUGGCUGUGCAGCAGUACAUAGACACAGCCCAGAAGAGACUGGAGGAGGAGCAGAGGAAUAAGAUGAAGGAGAGAGAAUACUCCAAUAUCAAAUAUCCUCAGAUGACCAACUCCAGGUCCAAACCCAAUAUGACAUCCUCACGCUCUUCUUCUGUGAUGACAAACGAUGAUUCGUCGAGUGUGUACGAGAACAUAAACUUUAAAAGCCCUCAGACGUCUUUUAGCAGUAACACCAGGAGGUAAAACCAUUGCCGUGGACCUCCACAUCUCUCUGUCUGCUUCUCUUUUCAGCGGAGGUGUCGCUUCGUCAGCGCCUGAAAAUCCCUUUUGGGGAAGGAGGGAGUGUGGUGCUCUGAAUACAGCCCACCACUGUGGACCCUGCCUGGGCUGAAGGUGGCGACCCCUCUUCCUGCUGCUGGACUUCUCUGUCUGGAGUCAAACCUCACCCUCCAUGGAGAGGAUGACUUUACAGCAUAGCUGCCCAUACUCAGGGCCCCUGUCCCCUCCCUCCCCUCUUUCCCUCUCCCCCGCUCAACUCCAGCCUACCAAAGCCUUUCCUUCUCUUAACCAGCGAAAGUGCCUUGUCACAGGAUGUGUCUGUAAUCUAGCUGUUACAUCUCCUCUGUUACUUCUUUCCAAACCCUGGAAAACCCAAGCUGACAUGACAAACAACCUGUUUUUUCCUUGGUGCGACGGGUAUUAAACAUGGAGUCUGCCCCGGGUCUGAACUGAACAAAGCUGUACCGCGGGACCCGAGAAGAGGUCAAAGUUAAGCUACUUGUCCGCUCGUUGCCAGAAUUGUUUGCUGUCCUUCUUUCUCUGUCUUUGCCGGCUGUCUUUUGAACUUAAACCUAAGACUGUUUAUGCCGCAUUCUGUCUCUCCAGCUGUCUUGGUUAUUAAUGUAGCCGCUGAGUGAUAACAGGGGCAGUGACCUAUCCUGCUGCAGGACCCUGAGGCACAGGGGGAUCGAGCAAGCCCUCGAAAAAUCUUCAGCAAUCUUGUAAUUUCAAUUUAGGGUGUAAAAGUGGACUCUUUAUUUUAUUUUAUUUUUGAGUAUGUGACUGAUUUUCGAAGUGAUGUUGUGAAAGAGUUGUGUAUGUAAUCUCCCUGGCUGUUGCAAAUGCAAAUCAGCUGUUUUGUGGUUGUUUAACAGAAUUGGAGACCAUCUUUACUAAUUAUAGUUACUGGGACAUACACAUCAGUCCUGUCUGUCAUCCUGUAGGUGGCCUCCAGUUGUCCCACUUUGAGUACAAACUCAUUCAGAAACAUGAAAAAAAAAAUUUGUCUGUCCUUAUAAUCAGUUUAUUUACAUUAUUUCUUAGUGUUUUGUUGAUACUGUUGGUGUCAUGGUUGUGUAACAUGUAAGAUGUUGAUUUUUUUUUUUUAAAUACAUAUUUAUACAGGAGCGUUGUGGUGGAAGAGGUCAUGUUUAAGCACAAUUGUCUAAGCAGCAUCCCCAGCACUAACUUUAUUCAGAUGAGAAUAGUAGAAGUUGAUAUUUGAUAGGAGGGUGGGUGGGUGAAGAGGAUUCCUGAAUGAGUAGUUCGAGGUGAGCGGGGUCCCGGCUUUGUUUGACUGGCUGUCCUCGUUAAUCAGCAGGUCUGCUGCAGUUCAACAUCUGUCGGAGGAGAUUGUCACAAGGAGACAAGGGAAAGGGGGUGAUUACAGCAGGCCAGAUGGCCAUCUGCCUGAGAUUGAAGAAUAGAUUUGUCUCUAAAAAGUAAUUUAGAAGAUGGCCAUAAUCCAGGCUUGAUGAUAGCGGGGCGAGUAAGCCGACGUCAUUGAUGUGAUAAGGAAAGCGGUGGUGCCGCUGAGCACUGAGCCCUCUGUGCAGUCUGCCAGAUUGUCCGCUAUUUUUAGCCUUCAGGAUCAGCACCAAAAUAUCCCACUCAAAUACUAGUGCAGAUAUGUUGGUGAAAUUUGACCUAGCUUGUUUAAAAACGCAAUCACCUAAUGUCCCUGACAAACUUUAACAACAUUGGUGUCUCUUGCAGUAGAAAGUUAUGAUAUUAUGUCUACAGUAAAGUCCAUUUUCAUCUCAUGAUAACGCAUCAAAAUGAACCAUGAAUGAACAGCACUUGUUGGUGGUGUUUCUGCUCAAACCAUUCCUCCGUUCUCCACCAACAGACGUGUUUCAGCUAACCAGGUCAAGGACACUCACAGAUAUGUUUUCUUCAGUCAUAAAUCAGCCAGUUUUCUGCUUCACUGCUCAUAGAGAGGCUGCAGCUGCUGAUUUUUAACAAACAUGAUUUAAAUAUAUAGGUAAGUGUAAUCAACGUGCAACUGGAGUAAUACAGUAGCACUCAGCCAUUGCACUGUAAUUUGAUACCGUGCAGGAUAUUAUAAUAAUAAUAAUAAUCAACCUGCAGCAGCCAUAUCAUCCUGUCAGUCUGUAUGUCUGUUAAAGGCGUAUGAGAGCACAGUGUUUCUAUUAAGGCCUCAAUACAUCUGUAGAAGCUUUUUUCCACAGAUUUUUAGUGAUUUUUGCCAUCUGGCUGUCAGCUGUGAGACUUUUCCUGGUAUAAAUUGUCACCAUGUAUUUUAAUGGUUGAUUCCUGAUGUGAAUAAAAGCUAUAUGAAAUGAAUGGCAUUGAGGCCCACGUCUAUUAGAAAUGCGCUGCGCCACUUGCUGUACUUCAGUUGAAUUUGAACAUUUCUGAGGUUUGAAUCUCCCCCUACCCACCCCCCUCUUAUUUCCCUUUUCCCACCUGAAAUGUGAUUUCUUUGUCCUACAAAUGAGAAAUGACUUCCUGUGGGGGUUUUUUGUUUCUGUGUUCCUGAGCUAUCUUGCGCUGUGGAUAAUUUAGUUUUUAUGGUUUUUCACUUUGCCUCUCUGGGUCAAAUCGUUUCUAAUAUGGUGAAACAUCAAAUACUUGAAAGUGUGAAACUGCUGAAUCUUUGGCCUCAGGCUGUCUGGAUGUGGAAGUAUUUUUGGUAGUGCAGUAGAUUUUUGCCAUCAGUGUUGUUGUUGGGUUUUUGUCUUUUUCUUUUUUCUUUUUUUUUCUUGUUUCAUUUUGAUGAUAUGUUUCAAACUGUAUAUUUCGAAUUGAUUGUUUUGUCCAUUAUUGCAUUUUGUAUUGUGUCUAUUAUUAUUAUUAUUAUUAUUAUUAUUAUUAUUAUUAUUAUUAUUAAUACUAUUAUUAUUGGUGUAAUUGUACCAUCAAUAAGUAAAUUCUGGCUCUGAGUCGAACCAGUGUACUUGGAGGUAUGCAGUAGUAACAUGGUAUUUUCUCUCUGCUUGUCCUCUUUUAUUUACUUGAACAUGAUGUGGAUAUCUUUUUUUGUUUUUGUUUUGAUUCCUUGUUCCUCUGUUGGUCACAGUAUGCCUGAAGUGAGUCGUAGUAUACUGAGCUCCUAUGUUCAGUGGAGGCUCUUCCGUUUUCUUCUUCUUCUUGCACUGGCUCUGCCUUGACGCCUUCUUGCUGUAUAGGCUACAACUGCUGAUGCAAUGAGCUGCCAGAAAUGGCACCGAAAUGGUUUAUUAUCAUAUAGUUUAAUAAAAAUCUCAUGAUGGCACUAUCUAAAUUUA
Molecule: messenger RNA, 5164 nt
Organism: Scomber scombrus (Atlantic mackerel)
Lineage: Eukaryota; Metazoa; Chordata; Actinopteri; Scombriformes; Scombridae
Gene: ptpn11b
Product: protein tyrosine phosphatase non-receptor type 11b
Exons: 16
Coding region: 90-1877 (595 amino acids)
Biological process (GO): protein dephosphorylation
Molecular function (GO): protein tyrosine phosphatase activity
Source: RefSeq, a predicted model, not a curated record